CCCCCCCCCCCCUUCCCCCCGAUAACUCUCUCUCUCCUUCUCUUUCAUGCGCAGUCAUCGGCGCUGUUCACGUCUUGCCAUUUGGAUCGUUGGAGCCACCGACCAGCACCAGUCUGAGGCGUUUUUUUUGUGACGUCUCAUCUCUGCAGCCGGCCACGUGAACAGCCAUCGGAGGAGCCGCCACUCUUCAGUCAGCGCCACCUUCGCGAUCUGCUCGCGCCGCCAGCUGUGCCGCCAACUGUCCGUCUUCUUUCUUCAAAUUUGGAUGCUACCAGAUCCGGCGCCACGCGACAAGCUCUCGCGCUGCUACAGCCGAUCAAGCUACGCAGCUUGUCGCCGUUUGACUUUCGAGCCCCGCUGCUGCCCCCCGAUCAUCAACUGCUCGUCGUCAGUUCGUCGAACAGCUUCUUCUGCUAGCCGGAAUUCGUUAGCUUUGCCUUUUGGGGCUGAAGCACAAAUUUCGCAGCGUCUAUGGCAACUACUCUAAUCAAUGCCCUCUACUUCCAUUUCUUGCCAGUCAACUCAUCCCAUGCUUUUCCUCUAUUACAAAGAUUUUUCCUUACCCAUCUUCUUGCAACCGAAGCCAGUCCACUUUCCAAAAUGUAGAAUCCUGUUCGUGGGUGUUAAUAUCUAUGUAUCAAGCCACUAUUGAAUCAAAGAUACUUUAAUUGUGCAUUGAGAUCUUGCUAUAUGGCUUAUAUUCCUCCACACAAACGUCAUUCAAGGGAUAUGGAGAAGCCAUCUCCUACAGCAGAGUUGCUUGCUCCUCAGUUUAACAGGAAAUUGAAUUUGAGGCCAUCUGCUCCUCAUUUCGUCCGAAAAGAUCUGAGGCCAUCUGGACGUAAAGUGGAUAGAAGUGGAAAGAUAGUCUAUGCCAAUCAGGCUAUAAAUAAAUGGUUUAGCAUUGGUAGUUCUGAUGAUGGUAAUCUGUUUCCCUCUUGUGUUCAUCUUGAGCCGUUCUCGGUGCAGGCCAUUGAGGAUAAAAGGGGUGAGAAACCUCUAGCUUUGGUGAACUCUAAUAUAUCUCAAGGGAAUAGAGAAGAGGAAGAAGAAGUCAUAACAGAACCAUGGGCAUCUAUUGUAGUAAAUCUACUGCCUGACUUACUUUCGUCAGUUGGACACGCAAAGAAUGAAAUGGAUCAAGAUGCCGAUGUGAAGCUGACAUUGGUAGCUAAGAUUGGAAAAGUUCUCUUUCAUGGGAUCUCUGAAAUUGACAAAAAUGAUGUGCCUAAUGAUAUGACAUUGAGACAGCUGAAGAGGUCGUUUUAUACUAAUGUCUCAGACGCUUGCAUAGAUCACAUUACAGCAAAAGUAAUUCCACAGAUUGGGGUUGAGUUUGAAGAGGAAAAAGAUAUAUAUCACAUGAAGUUAUCGGAUGCAAGACGUCCAGAUGUUACCUUAUCAUGCAAAUGUACUACUUUGCCAGAGUUGAAUAAACUCAAACUAUAUAAGGUUGAUCUUAACCCAGUGCGCCAUAUGGUUGUGGAUAUUUCUUGCCUGAAACAGAGUAAUGAUAUGAGGCUGAUGCUACGCUCGAAGAAGACAUUAGAAAAGCUGACUGAUGAUGAGAUGGAAGGCAUAGUAGAUCUUAUAAAUUCUGCUGUUUUAGACCAAGAUGCGAUGGGUGGCUUAAGAUGGCCUCUGGGGAAAGCUACCUCUGGGGAUAGAUUCAGAGUUAUCGGAGUUUGGCACACUGUUGCCAAGUCCUAUGUAAACCCAUUUGUGAGGCUCACACUAAGAAAUGCCGAUCGAUAUGAUUUCAGAACCUCAAUUGGUGAAGUGACAAAAGAGGUUACGAUGAAGCUGAAACAAGUAACUUCCGAACUACUGAGAGAGAAAGCUGAGUAUGAUGUGAUCUCUGAUAUGCUUAAUGACCAACUGAAGAUGUUCUGGAACCACUUUGUAAGCUCUACAUCCUGUUUAUCCUCUUUUAUUUCAACAUGAUGUAGUUUUGAAACCUUAGGGAUAAUAGGCUCAUUGUAGAACUAAAAAGGACAGGCUUCCAAUGCUGGUGUGAAUACUGGAGAAUUGUUUGCCCAGUUAGAGUUGUUAAUGCUGUAUUUUUUUUUUUCCUUUUUUGAAGUUUAGACCUCUUGUGUAUAGAACUGGAUGGCCUUUUUUGGUUGAUAAAUAUGCUUUAUGAGCUCUCCAUUUGUGGAAGUAUGCACUUUUCAGAAA
Molecule: messenger RNA, 2178 nt
Organism: Benincasa hispida (wax gourd)
Lineage: Eukaryota; Viridiplantae; Streptophyta; Magnoliopsida; Cucurbitales; Cucurbitaceae
Source: RefSeq, a predicted model, not a curated record